UGUCAUCAAUCGCCAUCUUCAUUUGCUUCUUCAACCUUAAAAUAUAAGAGAAAUAUAACCAAAAUCUCGCUUUAAUCCUGGGUCCCACAACACUAAACCCUCACUCUUCAGUCUUCGUCUUCUUCACCUCCCAAUCUCAAUCUGAAAGCCCUAAAACCCCUUCACUCUCAGCUCCUCCCAUGGCUGCUGCUCUUCAACUCAGACCAAAACACAGAACAACCCUUCACAACAACCCUUCUCUCAUCCACCUAUUCUCCUCCUCCAACUCCUCCACUCCUCCUCCUCCUUCUCCUCCAGACCCCACCACUUCUGACCAAUCUCAAUCCUCUUUUACCUCCUAUUUCUCUGAUGUCAAAGCCAGCCUCAAACACCAACAACAACAACAACAAAGACCCACUUCCCCAUUUUCACCAAGGAACCCCACAAACCCAUCAUCAAAACCUUCAAACCCAUCUUUCUCUAAGCCUUCAAAAGUCGCUUCCCUCGAAGAAAUUCGCAAAAACCUCUCCGAAUUUCGUUCCCGAUCCGCUGUUCCACCUCCCACCAUUCAGCCCAACAACUCUAACUCUGCACCCUCCUCUUCCUCUCAGCACAUUUCAUUUCAAGAGCUUUACAAAAGAAAUGUGACUGCCAAGGCAGCAGAGGAAAAUGCUGCCAAUAACACCACUGACUCCGCCCUCGGAAAGCUGGGUGCUGGUGCAGGCGGCAAGCUCUCUUUCGAUGCGAUUCGUGAGAGCUUGCGGCAGCUCCGAUUGACAAAUGAUUCACCCCAGAAUGAGAGGAGGAGUGGGGAUCCCAUGUCCUUAUCGGCAUUUAAGAAUAGUUUGAAAUUGAAGCCCGCGCCAGAUUCUGCCCCGGUGUUUGGUGGGACUGAUUCGCUGCCAGUUUCGGUGUUUGGGAAGGAGAGGGAGAGGAAAGAAGGGGAGAGGGAGACAAUGGCGAUGAAGACAGAGUUUGUGAAGAUGUAUAGCUAUGGGGAGUUGGGGGAGAAGCUGAGGAAGCUCAGGCCUUCUGUGCAGGGGGGGAAGAAGGAAGGGGAUUCGUUGGGCUUUUCGCUCUCCGAGUUGAAUGAGAGGCUGAUGAAGCUGAGGGAGAUGGAGGAGAAGGAGACCGAGUCGAGGAUUGGCGGGGUUUCGUUUAAGGACUUGAGGGAGAGCUUGGUUUGGCUAAGGUUGACAGAAACUGAGAAGGCAAAGAAAAAUUCGAUCCAGAGACUUGAUAUCUUGGGUCAGUUAGGCAGAACUCCAAACUUUAUGCUGCAACCUCCAAAGGAGCAUCUAGUUGAAAAGUAUUUCCAUCCGGAUAAUAUGUCUUCUGCAGAAAAAAUGAAAAUUGAACUUGCAAAAGUUAGAGAUGAAUUUAAAAUGUCAGAUUCAGAUUGUGGAUCCGCACGUGUUCAAGUGGCGCAACUCACAACUAAGAUCAAGCAUCUAUCUUCAGUUUUACACAAGAAGGAUAAGCAUUCUAUAAAGGGUCUUCAAGCAAUGGUGCAGAGGAGGAAGAGAAUAUUGAAAUAUCUCCGAAGAACUGACUGGGAUUCCUACUGCUUGGUUCUCUCUAAACUUGGUCUCCGUGACAACCCUAACUACAAGCACUAGAAUAGUACACAAUGUGAUCCCUGUGUUUUCUUUGUAAGAUAUUAUUUGGUCUCAGGGAUAACCUUUAUCAGAUGAAAACUAGGCUAGUCAAUAAAGUGACCAGCUCUCAAUUUCUUUCUUUGUUCUUUCUGUUCUCUGUUUUUGUUUUUGGUGUAAGAUCACAAUUGUAGUUGGUCUACCUGAGUUUUGGUCCAUUCCAUAUGGGAGUCAAAGGAUGUUACAGUUCAGUUUUGAUCCAAUUCCUAAUUUUUGGCUUGCUUCUUCCCUUUUUCUUACAAGCUUGUUCUUAAUGUAUGUCAUUUUGAAGACAUUGUUGUUGAAUUUUCAAGUUAAUGUAACAGCAAAGAAAAUCAUACAUUUCUGUACUU
Quercus lobata is the source of this 1966-nucleotide messenger RNA. Its product is annotated as S15/NS1, RNA-binding protein. The record is from RefSeq and is a predicted model, not a curated record. NCBI's taxonomy places the organism in Eukaryota, Viridiplantae, Streptophyta, Magnoliopsida, Fagales, Fagaceae. Gene Ontology annotation, biological process: translation. The transcript has 5 exons. Gene Ontology annotation, molecular function: structural constituent of ribosome. Bases 180 to 1598 code for a protein of 472 amino acids. Gene Ontology annotation, cellular component: ribosome.